AUGCCUUCUCCACGUCAGUCACAACUUUGGCGGGCACCUGUAGGGAGCAUCAACAACCUUCAUUUCAUUGUCCCUUUCACCAUCAACAACGCAAUACCGACUUCUGCCUCACCAUCCGACAGCCUAGACUGGAUCCAGAGAAACACAUUGACAAGAGCUGGGAAAUACAAAUACAACGACAAGAUGGCGGUCAAUCGGCUCCGCAGUGCUCUGGCGGUGCCUCGUAAGGGCGAGACGUACGAGCUUCGAGCUGGUCUGGUGUCGCAAUAUGCCUACGAGCGCAAGGAGUCCAUCCAAAAGACCAUUAUGGCCAUGACGCUAGGAAAGGAUGUCUCGGCCCUGUUCCCUGAUGUGCUCAAGAACAUAGCCACUGGUGACCUGGACCAGAAGAAGCUGGUUUACCUAUACCUCAUGAACUACGCCAAAAGUCAUCCCGACCUCUGUAUUCUGGCAGUCAACACUUUCGUACAAGAUUCAGAAGAUCCAAACCCUCUGGUCAGAGCACUGGCCAUCCGUACCAUGGGAUGUAUUCGAGUCGAUAAGAUGGUCGAUUACAUGGAGGAGCCGCUACGGAAGACAUUACGAGACGAGAGUCCCUAUGUGCGCAAAACUGCUGCUUUGUGUGUGGCCAAGCUGUUCGACCUCAACCCGUCCAUGUGCCUGGAAAAUGGCUUCUUGGAGACAUUGCAGGAGAUGAUUAGUGAUUCAAACCCUAUGGUUGUCGCCAACUGCGUCACUGCACUUGCCGAGAUUGGAGAAGCAGCGCCCGAAACCAACGCAUUGAUCGUGACACCUCAGACGCUGAAGAAGCUACUGCUCGCCCUCAACGAGUGCACUGAGUGGGGUCGCAUCACCAUUCUAUCCACUUUGGCUGACUACAAGCCCACCGAGCAGAAGGAAGCCGAGCACAUUUGCGAGCGCGUCGUGCCACAGUUCCAACAUGCCAAUCCUAGUGUCGUUUUGGCUGCCGUCAAGUUCACUCUCGUGUCAUCCCAGCCCGAAGUCCAAUAUGUCGCUCUGCGUAACAUCGAUCUUCUACUCCAGAAGCAGCCCUCGCUCUUGUCAAAGGAGAUGCGCAAACUCCAGAUCAUGGUCCGCAUUGCCAACGAUUCAAACGUGGAACAACUGCUUGCCGAAUUGAAAGAGUACGCUAUGGAAGUCGAUAUGGAUUUCGUCAGAAGAGCCGUCAAGGCCAUUGGUCAGGUUGCCAUUAAGAUUGAGAACGCCUGCGAGAAAGCCGUCAAUGUCUUGCUUGAACUUAUCAACACCAAGCAAGCAUACGUUGUGCAAGAGGUCGUGGUUGUUAUCAAGGAUAUUUUCAGAAAAUACCCUGGUUACGAGGGCAUCAUUCCGACAUUGUGUCAAUGUAUUGACGACUUGGACGAGCCAACCGCAAGAGGUGCCCUAAUUUGGAUUGUUGGCGAAUAUGCCGAGAAGAUCAGCAAUGCCGGCGACAUCUUAUCUGGUUUCGUGGAUGGUUUCGCAGAAGAAUUUACUCAGACGCAACUUCAAAUUUUGACUGCUGUGGUCAAGCUCUUCUUGAAGAAGCCUGAUCAAGCUCAAGGAUUGGUGCAGAAAGUCCUCCAAACCGCAACAGUAGAGUGUGACAACCCAGACAUCCGUGACAGAGCAUACGUCUAUUGGCGACUCUUGUCAAGUGACCCUCAAAUCGCAAAGAACAUCGUCCUCGCACAACGACCGGCUAUCACCUCAACAAUCUCAACUUUGCCCAUGCCGCUGCUCGAUUCGCUUAUGCCAGAUCUUUCAACACUUGCCUCUGUUUACCACAAGCCACCACAGACUUUCCUCGGCCAAGGUCGCUCAUCUGCCAACGCUUUGCAACAAGCUGCAAUUGAGGAAGCCGCUCAGAACGCACGCGAAAACCCCUUGGCUGCUGCAGCUGCUGCAGCCGCUGUUUCAGGACAAGCAAGCACCGUGCAAAGCCAUGCCGAGAACCUCCUCGAUAUUGACUUUGACGGUGCAGCACCAGCCAGUUUGCAAAAGGCACCUGCAGGCGGCUCAUCAGGUCUCGAGGGUCUCGCUGGUACGCCCAUGCGUGUUGCUAGCCCGACAACGAACGAACUCAUGGGCGGCGGUAUGGAAGACCUCAUGGGUAUCUUUGGUUCUUCAGGCGGUGCUUCUGCUGCACCUGCUACAGGUAACUCAGGCUCUGAUGAUUUGAUGAACGGAUUCGCGAGCUUGAAUAUGGAGGCAUCACAACCGCCACCGCCACAGACACAGUUGCAAGGCGGAGGCGGCAACAAGGCUAACGAAGAUAUUCUCGGCCUGUUUUAG
This is a messenger RNA of Aureobasidium musti, 2295 nucleotides long. NCBI's taxonomy places the organism in Eukaryota, Fungi, Ascomycota, Dothideomycetes, Dothideales, Saccotheciaceae. The record is from the annotation of a GenBank genome assembly.